Messenger RNA from Linnemannia hyalina, 2658 nucleotides. The record is from the annotation of a GenBank genome assembly. NCBI's taxonomy places the organism in Eukaryota, Fungi, Mortierellomycota, Mortierellomycetes, Mortierellales, Mortierellaceae.
AUGAUGUAUGCCUCCCCAAGGCCCCCAAGUCGUCCUCUCCCUCAGGGCGGACAGCUCCCCAAACCAACCGGUUCCUCCUCAGGACUCUUAACCCCUCAGAACCACCACAUUGGUCUAAGGACACCUACUACUACUACCUCUACGCCUUCGCCAGGAACAACUACUAACCUACGCAAGAUCUCAGUAUCCUAUCCAACAACCACCACCCAGCCUGUGUUACCACCCUUGGCAGCCCAACAAGCAACCCAUGCCUCUCCUGCCUCCUCCUCCCCACACCUCGAUCCACAAUCCUCAACCCCUGUCAUGGCUACUACAACCCCCACUGCCGCUGCCGCUUCUACUACAGCCACUGCAAAUCCUCCAGGUGGUUCAAAGACAGAGAACGUUACUGUCACUGUCCGCAUCCGUCCCUUUUCAUCAUCCGAACUCAAGGUCGCUGGCGGCCCCACUGAUGUUUGGACAGUCGGAGACACCGGAUCGAGCAUUGCCUACACUGAUGACUAUGCCGUCCAAGCCAGGAGAGUUGCCGUCGAUUACAAAUACGACCACGCAUUGACGGGAAGCGACAAUGAGCUGAUCUACAACACCAGCGUGAAGGACUUGGUCCUAUCAGCCAUGGAGGGAUACAAUGGAACGGUCUUUGCUUACGGUCAAACCUCGUCUGGAAAAACAUAUACGAUGAGUGGAAAUGAGUCCCAACCAGGUAUCACACCUCGUGCCGUUGAAGACGUCUUCAAGUACAUUCGCGAGAACUCGGACCGUGAGUUCCUGCUGCGUGUCUCCUACUUGGAGAUCUACAACGAGUCAAUCCGUGAUUUACUCUCCCCUGAAGCCAUUGAUUUGCGGAUACACGAGGACAAACGUCGUGGCGUGUAUGUCAGUCCGCUCAAGGAGGAGAUUGUUACCGCACCCUCUCAGGUGAUGCGCAUCAUCGAGCGAGGAGACUAUCAACGACAUGUCAGCUCCACGGAUUUCAAUGCACACAGUAGUAGAUCCCACUCGAUCUUCCAAAUCGUCAUUGAGAGUAGAGACAGAUCACCGGCGACAGCGGGAAGUCCUACAGCGCGGAAACCAGGAUCCAAGUCUGCAAGUGCUGUCAGGGUGUCACAGCUGAACUUGAUUGAUUUGGCAGGAUCUGAGAAGGCGUCGUCAAACGAGGAGCGUCGCAAAGAAGGAGCUUUCAUCAACAAGUCACUCUUGACCCUUGGAACCGUCAUCUCCAAAUUGACCGAGGAGAAGGGGGCUCAUAUUCCGUAUCGUGAUUCAAAGUUGACGCGCAUUCUGCAGUCCUCGCUGAAUGGCAGUGCUCGCGUCUCCGUGAUUUGCACGAUCAGUCCGUCGUACUUGAAUGUGGAAGAGUCGAACAACACGCUCAAGUUUGCGGCGCGUGUCAAGAAGAUUGUGACCAAGGCGCAGACCAACCAGGUGAUGGACGACAAGGCUUUGUUGGAGAAGUACCGUCGCGAGAUCAGUGAACUCAAGGCACAGCUCAUGUUGACUGCUGGAGAUGGCUCCGCUAGUUCAGGACCUGGUAACGGAGCUGCACCUUCUGGACCUCAACAGGCUGAGCUUUCGAGUCUUUUGCAGAAGGAGCGGAGGAAGCAUGAGGAGGAGAUGGUCGAGAUGAAUAUGGUCCGGAAUGCACUCAAGGAGCGUAUUGAUCAUCUCACAAAGUUGAUUUUGACUUCUUCGUCGGUUCAUACCAAGGGCGCUGGAGCUCCUGAUCCACCCACGGCACGGUAUACUGUUGAGACGUCUGCCGACGGAACUGUGAUGGAAUUUCCAAAGGAGAUUGAGUCCCGCCUGGCGCGUAAGGAUACGAUUCUCAAGGAAUUGCAGUUGGAGUUGGAGAGCCAGCAGGAGAAGAUGGUGUUGAUGAAGACUGCGUUGGAGAAGGCUGUCAAGGGUGAUUCGGUGGAUCUGGAGAAGACGUUGGCCAAGGUUGAGAAUAUGGAUGAGCAUAACCCUCCAAGGGAGAAGUUCUUGAAUGAGAAGCGGGCUUCGAUCAUGAAUAUCAAGAAUUUGGAGGAGUUUGAUGGUGUUGACGGUGGGGAUCUUGCGGCGCUCAAAGCUCUUCAGCAGCAGCAUAGGGCGUUGCAGCGACUGGAUUCGCGCGAGUCUGGCAAAUCUGUGCAGGCGAUUGAAGACGAGGAAGAAGAUGAGGAGCUGAUGGACACGCCCUGGAAUCGUGCUGAGCUGCAGUCGUUGAGACAGGCGAAGCGAGAACUGGAGAUCGUAGUCAUGGAUCAGGAGCGUAAGCUGGAGGAUAUGGUUGCCUUUGAGGACUCUGAUGAGUUUAGGGAGCUGAUUAUUGAGAUGGAGGAGCAGCGGGAAAAGAUUGUUGCGAUGGAGGAGGAAAGGGAGGGGUUCCGGAUUAUGAUUACCGAGUUGAGGAAUACUAUCCGCAAGAUGGAAAUUGCUGGACCUCCUUCGAGUCAUGGAUCGAGUAAUAAUGGGUCGAGCGCGGCUUCUUCGGCGGCUUCGACGAUGGCGGCAGCGGCGGCGGCAAGGAUUAGAGAGGUGGAGUAUGUUGCACAGAAGGAGAGGCGGCUCCGGAUGGAGGAGCAGACGCAUAAUAUGGGCCGGAUUGCCUCCCUUGAAGCUGAGCUGACUAUGCUCAAAGCCGAGCUCUCUGUCCGCAACCUUGCCGACUUUUAG